Molecule: messenger RNA, 1203 nt
Organism: Fusarium musae
Lineage: Eukaryota; Fungi; Ascomycota; Sordariomycetes; Hypocreales; Nectriaceae
Exons: 6
Coding region: 1-1203 (400 amino acids)
Source: RefSeq, a predicted model, not a curated record
AUGCAGGUGACAUUGCUAUCCGCUCUGCUUAUCGCAUCAGUGUCUGCCGAUGCAGGCACUUGUACCAAGGACACAUGCCUCAAAGCAGUUGGACUUUCUAAUUGUCGAGCUCGAAGAUGGCCGCCUGCACAUGAGAGCGACUGCUCUUCAUUCCUUCGAUACACUUCCGUCCCUGCAGCAACGACUGUGACUGCGACUGGGGAGCAAUCGACCGUGACCCUGAAGGAUACCGAGACUCUGGGCCCGGAGACGGAUGAAGCGACUGCGACACAGUCCGAUCAAACCGCCACAACCAGCGUCACAUCGGACCCUGUGACCGUCUAUGUUGCUGUCACUCCUACCAAGACCGUCACCAUCACUAUUACACCAGACCCUUACCUUGAAACCGACGUCAACACCAAAACAGUUGUUCAGACUGACGUGAACACCAUUACGGAAACAACCUAUUAUGGCCUCCCCUCGAAGCGUGCUAUUGCCGCUCGAUCCACCAAGAACAUCCUCAGGCCAACCGAUAUCCCAUCCUAUGCUGGAUCAUGCACGGAUGCCGAACAGUACAGCAGUGCUUGUGCCUGUAUGGGAGUUCAAGAAACUACUAUCGAGGGGACUGUUUCCAUCAUCACCGAGACUGUUGAGCCCCAUCCGGAAACGAUUGUCAAUGUCCACACGGAGACCCAGCCUGCAGUGACCAUCACUACGACACUUCCAGCAAAGACUCGAUACGUGACCGUCACUCUCCCAGGACCCCAAAUCACUGAAACCACAACCGCCGACGCUACCACAGUUUUGACCUCCUUCACUGAUGAUCAAGAGACCUCCACCAUCACCCAGAUAGCCACCGAAGUCGACAAGACUACAUCCAUCACUACCAAGACCCGCUCCGUCGGUCCAAUCUGCACCACCUACACACCUCAAAGCGCAUGCCAGUGCAAGUUCGAGGUCCUUUGCGACACGGCAGUGGAUGUUGAUAACUCAGUGUUUUUCAGACAAAUAGACUUCAACGUCUAUGUUGGUAGUUUUGAGGAGUGUAUGCAGCGCUGCGACGGCAACCCGAGCUGCCAGUUCGGUGAUUACGUAGGACUUCCUAAUGGGGGUCUUUGCUCGAGUUACAGUGGCAAUCCGGGAGAUUCUGGUACUUCAUCUCAAAGCGGAACUAAGUAUUAUGAAAAGGAUGGAAAUGUUGAUUGCUCAUCUUGCUCGCAAUAG